This is a messenger RNA of Heterocephalus glaber (naked mole-rat), 5103 nucleotides long. RefSeq names its product erythrocyte membrane protein band 4.1 like 4A (gene Epb41l4a). Gene Ontology annotation, cellular component: cytoskeleton. Gene Ontology annotation, biological process: actomyosin structure organization. NCBI's taxonomy places the organism in Eukaryota, Metazoa, Chordata, Mammalia, Rodentia, Bathyergidae. The record is from RefSeq and is a predicted model, not a curated record.
ACACGGCCGGCUGCGCGGAGGGCGUCGGGCUGGGAUCGCCGAGGGCCGGGGUCGGAGCCCAGCUGCGCCCUGCCCCGCCUGAGACAGCCUCCCGGUCUCCUAGGGAAACCGACCCAACGCGCUUGGGACAGCGGCUCGGCUCGGGCAUAGCGCGCGGCUUCCUCGCGCGGACCUGUGGGCACCUAGCCAUUUGUACACCUCUGCUCCGCCCUCAGCCCUCGGUUGAGACCCCGCCCAGAAGGGGCGCCCCUGCGGCGGUGAAGGGGCUCUCGAUACGCUCCGGGGCUUUUGGCUGAGGUCUGGAUCGGACCCGCUGCACCUGGGCUGCUCCCGCCCGCGGCACUACCCCUCGAGUCGCCGAAAGAACUUUCCCCGGAGCCCUCGCGGCCUGGCGCACCCCGGGCACCCCCUGCCCCCACCUCCCGCCGCGCUCCCUGCCGGGCGCCGGCUUCUCCGCGCCACCGCCUGCAGCUCCUACGACUCCCUGCCUUUCCGAAGUCCUGCAGAAGCGGCAGCACUCCGCCGCGGCGCCAGCACAGUCCAGGAGACAGAGCUUGAACUUGGUCACCCCGGGCUCCGGGGAUGAGUUCGGGCUCCCUCGGGCGGGAGCCGCGCCCCACCACUAGCUGACCGCCCCUCGCUGGUCUCGGUAAGGCGCCCGCUGCCCUUUGGAACCCUCUGGGUCUCCGCCGACCGGGGUUUGGAGGGAGUCGCCCGAGUGACCACGCUAGCCACUGCCCUUCCCUGCGCGCCUGGCUGAGGUCCGCCGAGGCGCCGCGCGCCCCCCACCUUCGGAAGGGCCGGAGCCUCAGGAUGCGCUGGGCCGCGCCGCUGCCCUGGGGGCCCUGUUCCUCGUGCUCUGCCCGGGCGGCGGGGGGGCGCUGACUCCCCGGCCCUCUCCGCCUCCUGGCUGCGGCCCCGGACCCCCGGGAGCAGCUCCUCCCUCCCUCGCUACAGCUCGGACAAUAAAUUAAAGCUUCGCGCCUGAGGAGAGGGGGCGGCUCGGCGGCUCGGACGCUGCUUUCUCACAGCCUGGCUGGGGACUGUCUCCGCCGACAUGGGCUGUUUCUGCGUUGUUCCGGAAGAAUUUUACUGUGAAGUUUUGCUCCUGGAUGAAUCCAAGCUAACCCUCACCACACAGCAGCAAGGCAUCAAGAAGUCAACAAAAGGUUCCAUUGUCCUUGACCAUGUAUUCCGUCACAUAAACCUUGUGGAGAUAGAUUAUUUUGGGCUACGUUUCUGUGACAGAAGCCAUCAGACGUAUUGGUUGGAUCCUGCAAAGACCCUUGCUGAACACAAAGAACUGAUGAACACUGGACCUCCAUAUACUCUGUAUUUUGGUAUUAAAUUCUAUGCUGAAGAUCCGUGUAAACUGAAAGAAGAAAUAACCAGAUAUCAGUUUUUCUUGCAGGUGAAGCAAGACGUCCUUCAGGGCCGGCUGCCCUGUUCUGUCAAUAUUGCUGCUCAGCUGGGAGCAUCCGCCAUCCAAUCGGAACUUGGAGACUACGACCCGUAUAAGCACACUGCAGGAUACGUGUCAGAAUACCGGUUUGUUCCUGAUCAGAAGGAAGAACUUGAGGAAGCCAUAGAAAGGAUCCAUAAAACUCUAAUGGGUCAGGCUCCUUCUGAAGCUGAGCUGAAUUACUUGAGGACAGCCAAAUCCCUAGAGAUGUAUGGUGUUGACCUCCAUCCUGUCUAUGGAGAAAACAAGUCCGAAUAUUUCUUAGGAUUAACUCCAGUUGGUAUUGUUGUCUACAAGAACAAAAAGCAAGUGGGGAAGUAUUUCUGGCCUCGAAUUACAAAGGUUCAUUUCAAGGAGACUCAAUUUGAACUCAGAGUACUGGGGAAAGAUUGCAAUGAAACUUCAUUCUUUUUUGAAGCUCGGAGUAAAACUGCUUGCAAGCAUCUCUGGAAAUGCAGUGUGGAACAUCAUACAUUUUUUAGAAUGCCAGAAACGGAAUCAAAUUCAUUGUCAAGGAAACUUAGCAAGUUUGGAUCCAUAAGUUACAAGCACCGGUACAGUGGCAGGACAGCUUUGCAGAUGAGUCGAGAUCUUUCUAUCCAACUUCCCCGGCCUGAUCAGAAUGUGGCAAGAAGUCGAAGCAAGACUUACCCUAAGAGAAUAGCACAAACACAGCCAGCUGGUUCAAACAGCAUAAACCGGGUAACCACAAACAUGGAAAAUGGAGAAAAUGAAGGAACAACUACAAUUAUUGCACCUUCACCAGUAAAAAGCUUAAAAAAAGGAAAGAAUGAAAAUAGUCCUGAUAUCCAAAGAAGCAAAUCUCAUGCACCAUGGGAAGAAAAUGGCCCCCAGAGCGGACUCUACAACUCUCCCAAUGACCGCACUAAAUCGCCAAAGUUCCCCUGCUCGCGUCGCCGAAACCCCUCCUAUGGAAGCGACAAUGACUCAGUGCAGCCAAUGAGGAGACGGAAAGCCCACAAUAGUGGUGAAGACUCAGAUCUAAAGCAAAGGAGGAGGUCACGCUCACGCUGUAACACAAGCAGUGGUAGUGAAUCAGAAAAUUCUAAUAGAGAGCACCGGAAAAAGAGAAACAGAAUACGGCAGGAGAAUGAUAUGGUUGAUUCAGCACCUCAGUGGGAAGCUGUAUUACGGAGACAAAAGGAAAAAAGCCAGUCGGACCCCAACAGCAGGCGAUCCAGACACCGAUCUCGCUCGAGAAGCCCCGAUAUCCAAGCAAAAGAAGAAUUGUGGAAGCACAUUCAAAAGGAGCUGGUGGACCCAUCUGGAUUGUCAGAAGAGCAACUGAAAGAGAUUCCAUACACUAAAAUAGAGACUCAGGGUGACCCAGUCCGCAUCAGGCAUUCUCACUCGCCAAGAAGUUACCGCCAGUAUCGCAGGUCACAGUGUUCAGACGGAGAGCGCUCUGUCCUCUCGGAAGUGAAUUCAAAAACAGAUCUUGUACCACCACUUCCAGUGACUCGUUCUUCAGACGCUCAGGGUUCUGGUGGCUCUACAGUUCAUCAGAGAAGAAAUGGCUCUAAAGAUAGCCUGAUUGAAGAAAAAUCUCAGAUAUCCAUAAGCAAUCUGGCUGGAAAGCACACAGCAAAAACAGUAAAAACUAUCCAAGCUGCACGCCUCAAGAUAGAGACAUGAUCCUGGGAAAGCCAGGGAAGGGAGUGGGAGCCACUGGUACUUGUGAAACUGUGAAUUAGAUAAUUAUUCAAGUGUCUUAGACCUGCAAAGUGCUCCUUCAACCUAAACAUCUUUUGUUUCUUUUGAAGAUCUGACCACAGCAUACUUGUGUGGAAGGGCCUUUAACUGGAAGGACAGUAAUAUUGUAAAAGCUUACUUGAUGCCACAUCCUCCUUCCUGAAGAGCAGCAGCCAACUCCAUGUAGCUUGUCUGUGUCCACCAAAAGUAAGACCAGAUGCUUCUGACCAACAUUCUGGACCUGCAGGGAAUUUGCUCUAACAGUGGGAGGAGUGUUCUCAGCUCUAGGUGGCUUUCAGCCAGUGCUGAGGUGCACAAGGACUGUGCCAUCACUCUCAGACCAGAUAUUUUUAUUCAUAUAAAAGUUCUUUGUAGUAUUAUUUUGUGGCAUUGAGUUCCACUGGUAUUUACAAAUGUAAAAAGCUUUAAGUGUUGCAUUUAAUUUUGCAAGUGUCCUUGUCUUGUGUUUUCUGAACAAAAGAAAAGGCUAAGUGUGGAUUUCCCCAACCCUGCCUGGCCACCUAACUUGCCUGCUCCCCUAGACCUUUUCCCUCCACAGGGAAUCUUUUCGAUCUACAGGGAAAAUAAAAAUAUUUAUGCAGGACAUCUUUUUAUCCUUUCCUUACCGGUCCUGUCCUCUCCAGGUAGCAUCAACCCUAAUCCUCCACCCUUUCUUUCCUGUCUCUCCACCUGUGCUUUGGAUUCCCUCUUGGUCUCCCUCAGGAUCCUUUUUUUCCUGCUCUAUCUUAUAGAAUGUAUUCAGCCUCUUCCUUUCACCAGUUACCUUUACCAUUUGGUGUUAAACCUGUGACUGCCACCUAAUAAUCCAACUUUCACAGCCACAAAUCCCUAAUUGCAAUUUCUUUUUAUUCUCAGCUAAAUUUUUAGAGAGGAUUGCACUUCAGUGUUUUCAACUCUUCUAACCUUUCUCCCCACUACCCAGUUAAAAUCUCCCCUAGGCCUGGCAACAUCCUCUUCCUUCACUCCACCUUAACUACCUUUCCAUUAUUGGGAGCUAGGUUUUUACCCAACAGCCUUAAGGUUUAUUUUUGUAGCCCAGUGUACAAAGCAGUGUUUGAAGAGUCCGCUUGGAUUUUUCAAAGGUUUCACCUAGCUCAAACACUGCUUAUAACCAUGCAAGCUUAAGUCACAAACACCUCUACUACUAUCACUAAUUUGUUGGCUCUAUUUUCAUUUCACCACCACUGAUCCCAAACUGGUCUUGCCUAGGUCCAACUGAGGUAGUAUCUAAUUGGCCUACCUGCUCUCAACUAUUUUCCACCAGAUUUCCAUUCCUUGCUUUUAAUAAAGCCCAAGCCUUAACUGGCCUGGCCUCCUCCUGCCUCUUCCAACUCAUUUGGUGACACAUAUCUCUAAACCAGGGCACUGAAGAGGGAAGGCAGCCAGUCUGUCAGCCAAGACUUAUAGGCACCCUUUUUCUUAUCCAGGGUCUCUGCAUAUCACCCCCCUAACUUUGCCUUGCAAAAGUGCCACCUACCUUUAGUGUCAACUCUGCUUUCUCAGGUUUCCCUCACUUGGUCAAACCCUAUCACUGGAUUCAUCUGUGAUUUCAAUUUCCUCUACUCAGCCGUGAACUCCCUGAGGGAGGAACUGUGUUCUGCUUGUGUUUCCAGCCCCUAGCACAGUGCUUUCAAUAAAUUUUUCUGAAUGCCUGAAAACACUAUUUAUUCUUUCCUGCUAUUUAAAGAGAAGAGCCAAUCUUUAGUGUACAUUCUAGUUUUAAAGAAAUAUGCAGUGAGUGGAGUAAAGAAUACCUGUGACCCAGAAAUCAGCUAGUCUAGCCAGCACGUUAUCAUUCACAGGAAUAAGUACUUAAAAAACACACAAACUUCAAGGAAGCACAUCAAAAUAUUUAAUCUUAAAAUUAUAUUCCUGGAUUAUAACAGGCAAUUAUUUCAGCACUCCUU